Messenger RNA from Diaporthe citri, 348 nucleotides. RefSeq lists its product as uncharacterized. The coding region runs from base 1 to 348 and encodes 115 amino acids. The record is from RefSeq and is a predicted model, not a curated record. NCBI's taxonomy places the organism in Eukaryota, Fungi, Ascomycota, Sordariomycetes, Diaporthales, Diaporthaceae. The transcript has 2 exons.
AUGUUCAAAACAACCAACCAGAUCAAAAUCAUCAACACGCAGUUCUCUGCCAUCCUCGUCACUCUCGUCGCCGCCGUCAGCGUCUCUGCCAGCCUGGCUCCCGCUGUGCGCGCCGCUGCUGAGCUCCAGGGACCCAACCUCGAGAGCCGUGACCCCAAGCCUUGCUCUGGCAACCCGGGCUGCGACUGCCUGGGGGUUGUUCUUGGCAAUCAGCUAUACCUCCUCGACACUAUCGCAUCGCUUGCGAUAGGCAAAUGGAUGCCCGCAGACUGCGUUGAAGACCAGGGUGUAGCAACCGGAACAGCCCGGCCCCUUCUGAUCUGCGAGAAGUCAAGCUCGGUCCGCUGA